CAUGCAGUUGCCUGUGACAGCUCCUGUUGAAUAAACUGAGACUGGAACAUCUUGUAUCAGCUCUUGUACCUGUACCUGCCACGAUGAGAAGUUGCAUAAGAUCUUUUUGGAUCCCUGUCUAGCUGAUCAAUGUUACCAAAUUCUCUCUCGUGACAUUCUCAAGCAGCCAAAAUGAAGUUGAAGCAUAACAUCAACCCUGUUCUUCUACAGUUGAUAAACUUCAUAGUGCUGUUGUACUCCCUUGUAACGUACAUUCCAUGGUACAUACUUUCAGGAUCAAAGCAGGCUAUAGCAAAAGCCAAGCAGGUUAAAGCCAGACCUGUGAAUAACAAGCCUGGGGGUGCAUACAGAUCUGUUAACAGUCUGCAUUGCUUAGCUUCAGUUUUAUAUCCUGGGUGUGAUACACUCGACAAAGUUUUUAAAUACGCUAAAACUAAAUAUAAGGACAAAAAACUCUUGGGAACACGUGAAAUUCUGAAAGAGGAAGAUGAAAUCCAGCCAUCAGGAAAAGUUUUUAAAAAGGUCAUCCUUGGCAAGUACACCUGGCUUUCUUACGAAGAUGUAUACAUUAAAGCUGUUAAUUUUGGAAAUGGCUUAGCAGUCUUGGGUCAGCAGCCAAAGACUAACAUUGCCAUCUUCUGUGAGACCAGAGCUGAGUGGAUGAUUGCAGCCCAGGCCUGCUUUAUGUGCAACUACCAGCUUGUUACUCUGUAUGCCACGCUGGGAGGCCCAGCAAUAGUCCAUGGGCUGAAUGAAACAGAGGUGACCACCAUCAUCACUAGUAAAGAAUUGAUGCAAACAAAAUUGAAGGAAAUUGUUUCUCAAGUUCCACUACUGCGACACAUAAUCACAGUGGAUGGCAAACCCACAACGUGGUCAGAGUUCCCCAAGGGUGUCAUUGUUCACACGAUGGCAUCUGUGCAAGCCAUGGGGGCCAAGGCAGACACUGGAAACAAGCAGCCAUCCAGGCCUGUGCCCUCGGAUAUCGCAGUGAUCAUGUACACAAGUGGAUCCACAGGAAUUCCCAAAGGAGUUAUGAUCUCCCAUUGCAACAUAAUUGCUGGCAUAACUGGAAUGGCUGAGAGGAUCCCAAAUCUGGGGGAAAAAGACAUUUAUAUUGGGUACCUGCCCCUUGCCCAUGUUCUGGAGCUGAGUGCCGAGCUUGUGUGUCUGUCUCAUGGGUGCUGCAUCGGUUACUCUUCCCCUCAGACCUUGGCUGACCAGUCUUCUAAAAUAAAGAAAGGAAGCAAAGGGGAUGUUACUACACUUAAGCCAACUCUAAUGGCAGCUGUUCCGGAAAUUAUGGAUCGAAUCUACAAAAAUGUCAUGAAUAAAGUGAAUGAAAUGACCAGUUUCCAGAGGAAUCUAUUUAUAUUGGCCUACAACUACAAAAUGGAACAGAUUUCCAAAGGUUACACUACCCCACUCUGCGACAGCCUUAUCUUCCGCAAGGUGCGGAUGCUGCUGGGCGGGAAGAUCCGCAUCCUGCUGUGCGGCGGCGCGCCGCUCUCGGCAGCCACGCAGCGCUUCAUGAACAUCUGCUUCUGCUGCCCCGUGGGGCAGGGCUACGGCCUCACCGAGUCCGCCGGGGCCGGCACCAUCACCGAAGUUUGGGACUACACUACAGGAAGAGUGGGAGCACCUUUGGUCUGUUGUGAAAUCAAGUUAAUGAACUGGGAAGAAGGUGGAUAUUACAACACUGACAAACCAUAUCCUAGAGGUGAGAUCCUUAUUGGAGGGCAGAAUGUGACUGUGGGCUACUACAAAAAUGAAGCACGAACCAGGAAAGAUUUCACUGUUGAUGAGAAUGGGCAGAGGUGGCUCCACACUGGAGACAUUGGAGAGUUUCAUCAUGAUGGAUGUCUAAAAAUUAUUGAUCGCAAAAAGGAUCUUGUAAAACUGCAGGCAGGAGAAUAUGUUUCUCUUGGCAAAGUAGAAGCAGCUCUGAAGAAUCUCCCACUGGUGGAUAAUAUUUGUGCAUAUGCAAGCAGUUUCCAUUCUUAUGUCAUUGGAUUUGUUGUGCCAAAUCAAAAGGAGCUCGCAGAACUAGCCCGAAAAAAAGGAUUUAAAGGAACCUGGGAAGAGAUCUGUAACAGUCCUGAGAUGGAAAAAGAGGUUCUGAAGGUGCUAGCUGAGGCUGCCAUGGCAGCAAAUCUGGAGAAGUUUGAAAUACCAGUAAAGAUCCGUUUGAGCCCUGAUCCUUGGACCCCAGAGACUGGUCUGGUGACAGACGCGUUCAAACUCAAACGCAAAGAGCUGACGGCGUUCUAUCAAACGGACAUUGAUCGAAUGUACGGAAAAAAUGUAAAAUAAUCCUCCUCUCCACCACUUUGCUACAAUGAGCUUGGAUCAAAUAGGAAAUACUUGAAUUGCCUGUCUCAACUCAUCACUUGAGAUCAACACACAAAACCACCAUUCCUCAUUUCCAGCUUAAACUGUUCUUUCUAACGACAUCACCAUGAUGACUGGCAAGUUUAGUAAAAUGUUAUGGCAGCAAACUUGUGUCUGUCUCCUUUUUUCCAGUUUUCUCUGCUACCUUGUCAGUCUGUGGAUUUUCCCGGGUCUUUUUGGGAAACCAUGAUUCUGAAGCCUCAAAUUUUUAAACAUUUAUAAAUCCUGUAUAAUGUUUUAUUUGUAUCUUUAAAAUUUGGAUGUAUAUAGAGAGACUUGGCUAUAUAAGAAAUGGUUAUACUGGGGGCCUUUUUUUACCUAAUUAUU
This is a messenger RNA of Cyanistes caeruleus (blue tit), 2718 nucleotides long. Lineage: Eukaryota; Metazoa; Chordata; Aves; Passeriformes; Paridae. The record is from RefSeq and is a predicted model, not a curated record.